Hemibagrus wyckioides is the source of this 4355-nucleotide messenger RNA. RefSeq names its product adrenoceptor alpha 2B (gene adra2b). Gene Ontology annotation, cellular component: membrane. Gene Ontology annotation, biological process: adenylate cyclase-activating adrenergic receptor signaling pathway. NCBI's taxonomy places the organism in Eukaryota, Metazoa, Chordata, Actinopteri, Siluriformes, Bagridae. The record is from RefSeq and is a predicted model, not a curated record. Gene Ontology annotation, molecular function: G protein-coupled receptor activity. The transcript has a single exon. Bases 1090 to 2601 code for a protein of 503 amino acids.
ACACGGAGAAGCGGAACCGGAGAAUCAGGCGGACAAAAACCCAACUUUAAUCAGGCUCGAACCCCGUACAGCAUUACGUCUCUCUCUCUCUCUCUCUAUGUGAUUUAAACCACCAAAGGCGCCUUUCUGCAACACUGGGACAUUUUUACCAAACACAAAUUCUAGUUUUUUUUCUCUCUCUCUGGAGGACUGAGAAAUAAUACUGGACUUUUCAUCCAGAACCGUUUUUUUGGUGCCAUAUCAUUUCCUAACUGUGGGUACAUUUUCAAUAUUUAUAUAUUUUAAAAGGAAACAAAAGUCUUAAGUAUAAUGUGGAUUUAAAAUCUACUUAUUUAUAAUGCAAUUUAUGUAUGGAGAUUUAAUUAAUAUCGAGUGUGGAGUUCUAUUUAAAGUCGUAUAGCGUUAAAUGUAUGUUCAUUAAGACUAUUUGAAUAUAUCUAUAUCUUUAUUAUAUGCAAUUUUACCAUUUUAACAUAAUGAAGCAUGAUAGAGUGCUUUCUAAAAGGCAGCAGGCGAUAGGAUUUUCUCUAGUGAUUACUCAGACUUUAUGAUUUGUGGACUCAGAGAGCAAAUAUUAUAGAUAUUAUUAUAUAAAAUUAACAUGCGUUUAAUGCUUUUUUCAAUAUUAUACUCUAAAAGAAACAUCCCAUAGUUAUGCCUGUUUCCUAAGCAACACAAACAGCAAGGAAGAUUUAUUUAUAAGCCCGAUUUUUUAUUUUAUUUUGAAGCUUUUUUUUUUUGCCCACAUGGAGAAGUAGCUCACACGAACAAAGCGGAUACAUCAGUUAUAAAUCAAACAGCUGCGAUCUGUAUCUUGGAGUAUUUUUAGUCGUGUGGAGGAAGAGAAUGGACUUACAGGGAGUAGAGAAGAGAGAGAGAAAGGAAUGCAAAGUUUCCAGGAUACAUGAACACACCAGCGGGACACGGUUUCAGCCAUGAUCUCCGUGUGGCUCGAGUUCAUCUGUGUUUGCGUGCAGACUUGACGCUACAAAAAGAUCCAGUACCGGUUCUCAAACAGACUUUGGUGCAAGGGCUAAAAACGGACUGCUCCUCAAAACCGCUGAGCCGAGAAGAUUUCCAGGCAGAGCAAUGACAAGGACUUUAGGAAUGGACCAAAACAUCAGCGGCAACACAACGUCCACCUCCAGAGAGAGCAUGAAUUCAUCCCCGUAUUCUCCUGAAGCGACGGCAGCCUUCGCCACGGCGAUUACACUCAUGAUUCUCUUCACCAUCGUGGGAAACAUCCUAGUCAUCAUCGCUGUACUGACGAGUCGUUCUCUGAGGGGGCCGCAAAACCUCUUCCUGGUGUCAUUGGCUGCGGCGGACAUCCUGGUGGCCACGCUGAUCAUCCCGUUCUCACUGGCCAACGAGCUGAUGGGCUACUGGUACUUCCGCUCGGUGUGGUGUGAGAUCUACCUGGCGCUGGACGUGCUCUUCUGUACGUCCUCCAUCGUCCACCUGUGUGCCAUCAGCUUGGACCGAUACAUGUCCAUAUCCCGCGCCGUGACCUACGGAGCCCAGAGGACGCCGCGACGCAUCAAAUGCGCCAUCUUAGUGGUCUGGCUCAUCUCAGCCGUCAUCUCCUUCCCGCCGCUGCUUUCCAUGAACAAGAACCAGGGGGACUCCAGCUCCUCGGUGGGACCUCAGUGCCAGCUCAACAACGAGCGCUGGUACAUUCUCUACUCCACCAUCGGCUCCUUCUUCGCCCCCUGCCUCAUCAUGAUCCUCGUCUACAUGCGAAUUUAUCAGAUCGCCAAGCAGCGCACGAGAUGCCCACCGGGAGAGCCGAGGAAAGAGAUCCCCCCCGGCGCCGCGACUCCGAAAGACAGAGCUCUCCAAAACGGACGAGGAGAUGCCACGACUCAGAUGAAUCCCACCACGCCGAGGCCGCCCACUCUCACCGUGCCUCAAGCCGAGGGCACAAACCGUCCAGCAAGCACCAACACCCUGCAUCCGCCGCUUUCUCCCUCCAAAGAAAUGACUCCCAGUACUCCUCCUGCAGUCCAGUCUCCUUCCCUUUCACCUUCCAGCUCCUUCAUGCAAAAGCAAGACACAGGCACCAACAAACCCAAACAGACCAAGAAAGAGAAGCGCAAUGAAAAGAAACCCGACAACAACAACGGUGAGAGCUCCAGCUCUGAUUCAGACACGGAGCACGGAGGGGCAGGUGUCGAGAUUCCCGUGACUCCAGGAGCUGAUAUUGACACCGGUAUUCACUCACCAGCCACCGUCCAGAAGUACAGAGACAUGAUCACUACAGCUAAGGGCACAAAGUUGGCUUCGGGGAAGCUCAAGCAGGACGGGACCCCUAACUCGGCACGCCGUAAAGCCAUGGUGAACCGAGAGAAACGCUUCACCUUUGUCCUGGCGGUGGUGAUCGGCGUGUUCGUCGUCUGCUGGUUCCCUUUCUUCUUUUCCUACAGCCUGCAAGCCGUGUGCCCCAAAACGUGCGAGCUGCCCAAGCCGGUCUUUACGUUCUUCUUCUGGAUCGGCUACUGCAACAGCUGCCUCAACCCCGUCAUCUACACCAUUUUCAACAAGGACUUCCGCAGAGCCUUCAAGAGGAUUCUCUGCAAGAACACUAAGGGUACAUUCUUUUAAUGAGCAUCUGGAUUUAAAAAAAAAAAAAAACACUUCUUCAAAAUAGAGAAAAAGCACAACUUCUUUGUAAGAGUGUAAAUAAGAGACUCUUUGUAUAGCUGCGCAACGAUAAAGCACAUUAUAUGUUUUUGAUAAACGUCGGUCGACAGAGUCAGACUGUGAACUCGUGGACUCUCGCAGGUUUACAGUUAUCCCAUCGCUCAAGCCACAAAUGCACAAUGUACAAGCAGAGGGUGAAGAUGAUUUCAUUUAGACACAAAAAAAAAAAGACAUAAAAAUAAAAUUGUGCACCUGUGUCACGAUCACAUUAAAAACAACAACGGGAGCACAGCGCAAUAGUGUUUCCCUUCUUCGCCUUUCUAAGAAUCUCUGCCCUCAGGGAUACUAUGUGCAUGAGUUUCAAUCCGAGCAGGCUUAUUUGAUCCGCACAUCACUCGCUCCUACACCCGAGACAAACACGGACAGCAACUUCUCCUCCUCGAUGCCUGAUAAGCUUUAAUCCUGCAGUGAAAAAAAAAAAAAAGGAAAGUGGGAAGAGAAGCUCUCAUGUGGAACACCUUGCCCAGGGCUACGUUCAUCACCCCGAAUACACGCGAAUCGAUCCCGGAUUCGACUUAAAAGCAGAAAAGUUUCAGGUCACAUCCGGGUGAUUUUCGUAUCAUUCCCGUUUAGUAACGCAGGCACGCUCGCUUGAAUCCACAGAGGAAGGUUUGAUUAUCAUACAGAGGCUUGGCCUGCUUUGCUAAUGCAGUGAUGCAACAGCUUUAAGGUAGAUGAGGAUCAGUGUGGACUCUGAUUAUAACUGGACCAUUUUUUCACUAUUUUUUCUCUACAAGAACUCUUGCCCUAGACGGCACUACCACACCCUCACCGUUCAGCAGGGUGAUACUUUGGGACUAAGGGCUGAUGGCAAUGACACUUCCUGUUUGUUUGUUUUUUUUUUCCUUUCUUCCUUGUCUUAUUUGAUGAUCAAAGUGUCAUGUGCAUGUGUGUGUGUGCGUGCGUGUGUGUGUGUGUGUGUGUGUGAGAGUGGGGUUGGGUGUGUGUGUGAGUUGAGCGAGCGCAUGUUGUGUGUGACUGCCUCAUGUGCGAAUGGCAAGACGGACGGGGAUGCGAGUGCGUGCUGUGGGUGAAUGCGUGUGCGCGUGGGAUGUGACAGGAGGUUUGUAUUCGUGCCGUACGAAGAAACGUCAUUCCUCAUCUUUACUUAUUAGAAAAUGUGUGUUUUGAUUAAAAAAAAAAAAGAAGAAGAACCUUCAAGCAUGCCUUCUCUGCCAGCUUGUGCCAAUAUCCUGAAUCCCAUCCAGCUCCUUCAUCAUGCUGACGCUGUUACUCCUGCUCUUUUUACACAAACGGCACAAAAAUAAGGAUUUUCGGCGCGAUUCGGAUUCAGGCCCCGUGAACGAUUUCGCUUUUUGUGUUAUUUAUUUAUUUCCAUUUCUUCUUUUUUUCCCCCCCCUCUAUCUUUUUAACACACGUUCUUCAUUUUCUCUGUGGGGGAAAUUUAAAAAAAAAUUGAAAAUGGUUAUGUAAAAAAAAGAAAAUUCAUCAAAUGCUAUAUCUGGUAUUUACAUUGUUUUCACUGAAUAGUCUUAAGAUGUUGUUGUUUUUUUCGGUUUUCCCCCUGUAAGGACACUGCGUUUGGGCUGCACUUUUUUCCCCGAGCUUCGCGAAAAGCUUCAUCCUCCCGAUCUUUAUCCGUGUAGUCUGUUUGAUUUCCUCCACUCUUUGGAAAUAAAGCCACUGAAAUAUGA